Molecule: messenger RNA, 1620 nt
Organism: Prunus armeniaca (apricot)
Lineage: Eukaryota; Viridiplantae; Streptophyta; Magnoliopsida; Rosales; Rosaceae
Source: the annotation of a GenBank genome assembly
AUGUCUCAAUCAAUCUUAGCUCCGUUCCAACUCCUGGAACUCAACGUCAUAUCGGCCCAGGACCUUGCGCCGAUAUCACGCUCCAUGCGCACGUACGCCAUUGCAUGGGUGCACCCAGAUCGAAAGCUAUCGACGCGGGUGGACACUCAGGGCCACAACAAUCCGACAUGGAACGACAAGUUUGUGUUCCGGGUGGACGAGGAUUUUUUACACGAGGACACCUCCGCCGUGAUGAUUGAGAUCUACGCUCUCCAUUGGUUCAAGGACGUCCAUGUGGGCACGGUUCGUGUCCUGGUGGGUAACCUUAUCCCCACCCCGGCAAAGCCCCACCACCACAACCCUCAGCUAGGCAUGCGGUUCGUAGCUCUCCAGGUGCGCCGUCCCUCGGGCCGGCCGCAGGGGAUUCUAAACAUCGGCGUGGCGCUGCUUCACAGCUCCAUGAGGAGCAUGCCCUUGUAUUCCCAACUCAGCACAUCAGCCGUCGGAUACAAAACCUUGAUGGGCGAGGAAGACCCACAUCGCAGUAGUCAAAACCAUCAUGCAGGCAGUCAAAUGACGACGUAUUCGAAGCCGGAGCUACGGCGCAGCAAGAGCGACUCCAGCUCCAUGUUCGGGUCGGACCUGAGAGCCACAGAAUUUAAAAACAAGGGCAAAAAUGGAAAGGCGGGCUCAAUGGUCAACGGGUCAGAAGUCAGCAUAAAAAGGAACAAAAAAGGUCGUCUGUCCAAAGCCAGCUCGAUCAUUGGUGGUUCAGAAAUAAUUAUUAGGAAGAGCAAGGACAAAAAAGGAAAAUCAAGCUCCCUGCUUAGCGCCUCAGAUAUAAGCUACAAAAAAGGGAAGCCGAGCUCCAUGCUCGGCGCCUCAGACGUGAACAGCUCGGUGGCCCCACCAAAGUACGGAAAAGACAAAAAAGGAAAGCCGAGCUCCGUUCUCAGCGCCUCCGAAGCCAUCGUGCGGGACCCACAGAAAAAGGGUGACAGUAGUAACGGUAAACCCGCAAGCUCCAUGCCCAGCGCAUCCGAACCGGAAGACCCGCCCAGAAGGAAACCCGCCAGUCACAAACCAUCGCCGAAAUUCAACCUGGCAGAAAAUUACGGUUCUACCCCCGGACGGAAGUCCGCUCCGCGAGCUGGCAAAUCGCCGUUCUACAAGCUGCAGUCGCCGUACGAGCAGUACGCGACGCCGAGGAAAUCGAACAUCAUGCCGGUGCCGUUCAUAACGGAGUCGGAGCUGGGGCCUUCGCCGUCGGAGGUGGCGGCGGCGAUCGCGAAGGAGCGCUUGGAUCAGGACACGGAGAGCUCGGUGGUAGUGGGCGCAUGGAACGAGGAAGACAGCGUGGAGGGCUUGCAGUCCAAGCUCGAGCGGUGGCGCACGGAGCUGCCGCCGGUUUACGAUCGCGGAGAGUUCGCGAGCUUUCCUUCCAGCGACGAGCGCCACGAGCGGCGGCACAGCGAUGGCGGAAGCGGGCUCUUCUCGUGCUUUAGUAAUAUUUGUGGAAUCGAGUGCUCCAUUGUAUGCGGGUCGGGCGAUUCGGAUAGUAAGACCCGGAAGAAGAAUGGUAGCAAAAGUGGCGGAAAGGUCCCACGGAGCCCCUCAGUCGGAAAUCUAAGCUACAUGUGA